Molecule: messenger RNA, 983 nt
Organism: Papilio xuthus (Asian swallowtail)
Lineage: Eukaryota; Metazoa; Arthropoda; Insecta; Lepidoptera; Papilionidae
Product: high mobility group protein D
Exons: 4
Coding region: 16-573 (185 amino acids)
Biological process (GO): regulation of transcription by RNA polymerase II
Source: RefSeq, a predicted model, not a curated record
UUACAGUUGGCGGCAAUGAAUCCGUCAGCCAAUCACGUUCAACAUAGAUGGCGCUUAUGUGCCGACGCGAGACGACCCAAGCUAGCUAGCACCGGGAACAUUGCUUCGAGCUCCAUACAUUUUCUUCUGGUUCUCUACGUCUGCAGUUUGGUUGUGUACCAGUUCAAAAAUUAUUUCAAAAUUUUUGCCAUCAGGAAAAAAGUUAAAAUGACGGACAAGCCUAAGCGUCCAAUGUCUGCAUACAUGUUAUGGCUAAAUAGUGCAAGAGAACAAAUCAAAGCAGAUAAUCCAGGCCUCAGAGUCACUGAAAUUGCCAAAAAGGGAGGAGAAAUAUGGAGGUCAAUGGAAGACAAAAGUGUUUGGGAGGCGAAGGCCGCCAAAGCGAAAGAGCAAUACACAAAAGAUCUGGAAUCAUACAAUGCCAAUGGAGGCGGUGGUGAGGGUGGUGGCAAAAAGGCACAGAAGAGAGGAAAGAAGGGCAAGAAAGCUACCGCUGCGCCUGCUAAAUCUAAGAAGAAGAAGGAGGAGUCUGAAGAAGAGGAGGGUGAGGAGGAGGAAGAAGAAAGCGAUUGAUCUCCCAACUUAAAUGGCAUUUCUGUUCAUAUUGAAUAAUUUUCUUAAACUUAAUUUAUUACAAAUUAAAUAAAAAAAGGACUGACUUUCCAAUAUCUGUAUGAAUUACCAUUUUAUAUAAGUAUAUUUCUUAUUAAUGAUUUUCUAAUUUUUCUGAAUGCAAAAGCUAAAUUAUUUAUUUGGUCAAUUUUUUAAAUUUCUGAUUAUUUUGUAAUGUAAUUUUUUGUUAUAUAAUAAUAUAGUGAUUACAUUUUGUGUGCAGAGUUUGGAAAGUUCCACCGCAGGCUAAGGUCUAGAUUACUAAGCCUCAAAAAAAUAAUGUUUAAGUGUUAAGCAUGUAUACACUGGGGAAUUGUACAGUUAGCCCUCCCUCGUUAAGUUCGCUGUGACACCUGGAUGCUCAUUUUAAG